AUGGCCGCGGCGCCCGGAGGGUCAGCGCCGCCCACCGGCCCCGGCCCGCGCGUGGGUUUCAGCACCGCGGACAGCGGCGUCGGCUUGAGCGGGCUGCCCCCAGGUCCUGCCGCGCCCAGGAAGGACCACGACGCCAUCAAGCUCUUCGUGGGGCAGAUCCCGCGGGGCUUGGAUGAGCAGGACCUCAAGCCGCUGUUUGAGGAGUUCGGCCGCAUCUACGAGCUGACGGUGCUGAAGGACCGGCUCACCGGCCUCCAUAAAGGCUGUGCCUUCCUCACCUACUGCGCCCGGGACUCUGCUCUCAAGGCUCAGAGUGCACUGCACGAGCAGAAGACCCUGCCAGGGAUGAACCGUCCAAUCCAAGUGAAGCCAGCUGCCAGUGAGGGCCGAGGAGAAGACCGGAAGCUGUUUGUGGGGAUGCUGGGGAAGCAGCAGGGUGAGGAUGCUGUCAGGCGCCUGUUCCAGCCCUUCGGCCACAUCGAGGAGUGCACCGUCCUGCGGAGCCCGGAUGGCACCAGCAGAGGCUGUGCCUUUGUGAAGUUUGGGAGUCGGGGGGAAGCUCAGGCGGCCAUCCAGAGUCUGCACGGCAGCCGGACCAUGGCGGGUGCCUCAUCCAGCCUCGUGGUCAAGCUGGCCGACACGGACAGGGAGCGAGCCCUGCGCCGUCUGCAGCCGCCGGCGGCCCAGCUGGGCGCCUUCCAGCCGGCGCCGCAGCCGCUGGGGCCCCGCGGAGCCUACGCCGCAGCGGUUCUGCAGCGGCAGGCGGCCCUGCUGGCCGCGGCCCGAGGCCCGGGGCUGGGCCCGGUGGCGGCACAGAUGCAGCACGUGGCGGCCUUCAGCCUCGUGGCCGCGCCGCUGCUCCCCGCGGCAGGUACUGAGCGGGGGCGGGGCCGGGGGCGGGGCUCCCCUCCUGGCGGCCCGGCACCUCUCGGAGUCCAUGCGCUCAGCUCCUUGACCCCUCAGACCAACGGGCACCCGGGCCCUGACACGCUCUACACUAACGCGCUCUCCCCUUACCCAGCCCCGAGCCCAGGUGUGGCUGACCCGCUGCAGCAGGCCUACGCUGGGAUGCACCACUACGCAGCCUACCCGUCAGCCUAUGCCCCAGUGAGCACAGCUUUCCCUCAGCAGCCUUCAGCCCUGCCCCAGCAGCAAAGAGAAGGGCCCGAAGGCUGUAACCUCUUCAUCUAUCACCUGCCUCAGGAGUUCGGUGAUGCAGAGCUCAUACAGACCUUCCUGCCCUUUGGAGCUGUUGUCUCUGCCAAAGUCUUUGUGGAUCGAGCCACCAACCAGAGCAAGUGUUUUGGGUUUGUUAGCUUUGACAAUCCAACCAGUGCCCAGACAGCUAUUCAGGCCAUGAAUGGCUUUCAGAUCGGCAUGAAGAGGCUCAAGGUCCAGCUAAAGAGGCCCAAGGAUGCCAACAGGCCUUACUGAUAUGCUCUCACUGACCAGUCACAGAAAGAUUCGGAAGAGUGAGAAGAAGAAAAGAGAGGAAAAGCACAGAAGCGCUUAAGCAGCCCUUCUUGAAGGAGCAGCCACAGACGGAGGUGGAUUGGACCCAAGGCCAGUGCCUGGGGCUCAGGCCACUUUAAGGAUUGUCUUCAUCAAGUGGGUUGUUCUAUGCCUGUGACAUAAAGCUCAGACUGGAAAGGCCGCUGGGGCUGGCUGAAGAUGGACUGUCAAAGGGAACCAGCAGAGGGACUUGGGGGUGCCAGGGUCUUCUCUGCAAGGGAAGCCCAGAUUUACUUUGUUCAAAAUCAUAUCAUUUCUUAGAGUUUGAGGACCAAAGGACUAUUGCUUUUUAAAGAAUAUAUAUAUACCAAAACAAAACACAUACAAGAGAAACACAAAAGACAGUAUAGAGUCUCAUAAAAGCUGCCUUUAAAUGUCCCUAGGAGACAGGGUGAAGUAGACUUUUAAAAGCCCAAGCCUAUUCAAAGGGAGGCUGUAGAGAGACUGUUCUGUGUCACCUAUUCCCUUAAACCAUCUCCCCAUCCUGCCUUUCUAAAAUAAUUAAGGACUUGAGGCCUAGGCUCAGAUGCAGGUGACAAGAGAGUUAUGGAAGCAGAGGACCCACAGUACCCAGACGCAGAGAGCAGCACCGAAGAGGCCUCAGGAGGAACUCUGCCCUGCCCUGGCCUUUACCACCAAGAGGGGGACCUGCCUCUCUUUCCUGACAGCCUUUCCUGUGGAACCACUACUUCUCUGGGCUGGGAGAAAAAGGGAGUUUGGGCCACCCUAGCUUUCCCCUUCCCUCUCCAUAUAGACAGAGGCCCUGCCUUUGGCUGAGCCGAGACACCUCCUAUUUGCCCUCACCUUGAGCCAGCCCCAGUGUCCCCUUGCUCCCGGCCACCUUCUGUUUCUCAGUUUGACCACCUGUAAAGUAGAUUCAGGAUACAUGCAGAGGGCCGUGACAACAGACUUGGAAGUUUGCUGCUGUAUAUACUGCCAUUAAAAAGGGAACAAUUUUCAAUAUGUAGAAGCUUCAGAAUUUAAAGUCCCUCUUUACCCAGGACCUGGGAGAGUAGAUGUUUUGCCAAAAUACUUCUUCAUUCCUUUAAAAAGUACAUCUUUCUUAUGCAAUAGUGUUUCACGUGCUUAUCCAGGGUGCUUCUAGAUGGUUAGCAGUGUUCAGCUUAGUAGUGAUGUGUGCUUUGUCUGUCUUUGUCUGUCUGUUGUAUACAGUGGGUGCCAUAUAAAGCUGAUCAAUGGUGGUACUUCCUGCCUGCGUCUAUGAGAUGGGCAAAAGAUUUCAGCUUAGAACACCAUGAUUCAUCUUGCCUCUGCCAGCCUUUCCUGGGCCUGCAGGGACUUGCACAUAUUUUUCUCAGAAGGAUAAUUUCCUCUCCACCCCAUAGACAUGGAUCAAACUGGUCUGUGGCCCCAGCUGUGUGGUGGGCACUCUGAUCCCCAGAUGUUGAUGAGGCUGGAGGCCUUUUAUCUGAUAGUAAAUCAGAUAGUAAAGGAUGUGAGGGUUGGAUCAGAGGGUUCAUCCUUCAUAACAGUUUUUAAGAAAACUUAUUCCUACCUUGUCCUCUGUCCUUGACUCAUUUUUGGAAGGAAUGGGAUGAAAAAAUAGAUCCAGUAAUAAAAUUACCAGGUAAUGUGUGGUAUAUAUCAACUAAUAAUUUCCAACUGAGAGAGGAACCAGUGUUGAGGGCACCUGUACAUCAGCACAAUGCUGACACAUAGACUGCCCACCCUAGACACUGAUGGAGAUAGGUAGCACUGCAUAUUCAAACAGAUGUUCACAUAGAGGUAUAGAAGCCCCCUCAGUACUAGGUGCUAAGCACUGUGCUAGGAGCCUGGGCUCAGGCAUGUUCCAAAGUUAGGAGGAAAGACAGACCGAUAAUGUAGUUAUAAUGGAGGGCCACGUAGGGUCUAUGAUAACAAGAAGAGUACUAAUUCAGACUUGAUAGAUCAGAAAAAGGUUUCCUAGAGGAGAUAGAAAAGGAAAAGAAAGGAAAGGGGAAGGGGAAGGGGAAAGGCAAAGAAAA
This is a messenger RNA of Eptesicus fuscus (big brown bat), 3497 nucleotides long. It is a transcript of the gene CELF6, whose product is annotated as CUGBP Elav-like family member 6. Gene Ontology annotation, cellular component: cytoplasm; nucleus; ribonucleoprotein complex. Lineage: Eukaryota; Metazoa; Chordata; Mammalia; Chiroptera; Vespertilionidae. The transcript is spliced from 13 exons. The record is from RefSeq and is a predicted model, not a curated record. The coding region runs from base 1 to 1434 and encodes 477 amino acids. Gene Ontology annotation, biological process: regulation of alternative mRNA splicing, via spliceosome; mRNA splice site recognition. Gene Ontology annotation, molecular function: mRNA binding.